AUGGCCACGUUGAGGUACCUUUUCCUUUGGAAUGGUCUGUGGUGCAUUUUGCAGGUGCAAGCAGUGGCCAAGUUCACGAACAUUGAGUGCUUGAGCAUGGAUGAAAACUUUACCAGCGUCUCCCUGUGCCGAUUGUAUGCCAUCAAGAGGGAUGUAGUUGAACUAAGUCUGCGGGUCAACAUUUUGCAUUGGCCCAAAGGUCCCAUUUCGAUGCGCAUGCAGUUGUUGAAGAAGGCCAGUGGCUACAAGCCCUUUCUGUACAACAUUUGCCAGUCGGAUGUGUGUGAAUACCUGGAGAAACGGAAUCAUCCGUUUGUCAACAUUAUUAUCGACCAGUUCGGCAACAGAACUAAUGUGCACAAAUGUCCAGUACCACCCGAAAUUAUUCUGGAUCACUUUCGAUUUCCGGUGAAGGUGUUGGAGAUUAUGCCCCUUCCGUCCGGGGACUACGGCCUGUUCACCACCUUUAGCUUCGGUCGCAAGGAACGAGCUCAGGUUAAGGUGUAUUUUACACUUACAGAAUACCGCUAAUAAAGUGAUACACAAGAGUCGAACAUUUGUAAUAAACAUCAGUCGCGGUGCAAUAAACCAAUUAAUAAAUUUGCCAUAAA
This is a messenger RNA of Drosophila ficusphila, 611 nucleotides long. RefSeq lists its product as uncharacterized. The transcript is spliced from 4 exons. Lineage: Eukaryota; Metazoa; Arthropoda; Insecta; Diptera; Drosophilidae. The record is from RefSeq and is a predicted model, not a curated record. Bases 1 to 531 code for a protein of 176 amino acids.